Messenger RNA from Protomyces lactucae-debilis, 5688 nucleotides. RefSeq lists its product as uncharacterized. Gene Ontology annotation, biological process: double-strand break repair via synthesis-dependent strand annealing; replication fork reversal; interstrand cross-link repair. The transcript is spliced from 3 exons. Lineage: Eukaryota; Fungi; Ascomycota; Taphrinomycetes; Taphrinales; Protomycetaceae. The record is from RefSeq and is a predicted model, not a curated record. Gene Ontology annotation, molecular function: four-way junction DNA binding; ATP binding; hydrolase activity. Bases 1 to 5688 code for a protein of 1895 amino acids.
AUGCACCCGGAACAACAACCGUUGCAGCCCAUGGGUCCGCCGCCGACGCCUCCGUUUUCGGCAACAAACGAAGCGCUUGGGUCGCAUGCGAAUCUCAAGCGACGCAGGGUCUCUCGUGCUUGCGAUAAGUGCAGGUUGAAAAAGAUCAAGUGCUCGGGAGAACAGCCUUGUAUGCAUUGUACCGUCUACUCUUAUGCCUGUACCUUUGAUCAGCCAAGUCCGAGGCGGCGGGUGCAUACACAAGAUCAAGUAGACCAGCUUGAAGAGCGUUCUGCACGUUAUGAACGUCUCCUGCGAGCCUUUGCGCGGCGGCAGAAACUGACCUUGACGUCGGAAGACGGCAAUUUGCUUCAAAAAGAGCUGUUGAGUCUUGAACAGGCCCUCAACCUGCCAGAGUGGCAGGAGUCAGUGAGCCCGGAUGGCGAUAGCCCUCCAUACCAGUCUUCCAAGACACAAGUCUCUACGCCGGGUAAGCAGCUCGAGAGUAUGAUUGACGGUGUUGGUGAGCUACACAUGGAUGUGCAUGGUCAGACUGAGUACCGAGGUGACUCCUCAGGGACACGCUUUACGCAUAGCGUUUGUUCUCGCGUCCUGGAUGAACGAAGUCUCGCAACGGGCGAUAUCUAUGGGAAUGGAGAUAGCAUCCAACAUCACUUGCGAGCCCGCAGUCAAUCUCGUCAGGGAGCUGUCAAGCAAGAGAACAGCGAUCCAGCCGACGAGGCUGACGAGCAUAUUGAACUCGAACAAAACGACGUCCUUGCAGAUUCUGCGGAAGAUGUGGAUUUGCCUCCGCGCGACAUUGCAAAAGUCUUGAUCAAACUGUGCUUCGAUCACGCUUUGGCAGCCUUGCAAUUCUUCCAUGAGCCGUCCUUCCACAAGGAGAUGCAGGCUCUGUACAAAAACGUCGAGGCGGAGGAGGACGUGGAGGAAGAACCAUUCUUGCCAGUCUUUUUCGCAACGCUUGCUGUUGGUUGCAUCUUUUCAAAGGGCGUCAGUGAUGAACUCAAUAUUGAGGACCCAAAGUUGCGCGCCUUCCAAUACUUUCAAGCAUCCAAGCGUCGCUCAGACCCGCUGACUCGAGCCAAUUACUUUGUGUUGCAGACACUCCUCUGUCAAAGUCUGUUUCUCCAGUCCACUGCAAACAUGAGCGUAUGCUGGUCGCAUCUUGGAUUGGCACUCAAGUGUGCGCAGCGUAUGGGUAUACAGCGCAAUCUCGGCCGUGCCUUCCGACCCAAGGAACGUCAUCUACGCAAGAAACUAUUUUGGAUUUUGCGCAAUCUCGACAUGUACCUGCAUGCUGUGCUUGGUCUGCCACGCGGUAUUGAAGAGGAAGACUAUGAUCAGGCACCGGCUGAAGAGUUGGACGAUGAGUAUCUCAUGGACGAUGAUCUCGUUGGUGUACAGCCAGCCGACAUCCCAUCAACCUACAAUGCCGUCAACCAGUCCAGCAAGCUCAUGACAAUUCUUGGACACAUCGUUCGCCAAGUGUAUCCGAUCGGCCGCGAGCAAGGCCGUGCCACCAUCUCUCACCAGGCAAUUGGUUCCCUUGAACAAGAACUGAAUACCUGGUACGACGGUUUGCCACGCCACAUUCGAGAAGAAGCAGAAGCCACACGACUAGGCCUCAUGCAUUGGCGCAUCACAACGCUCAUUCACUACAAUUACCAUCACAUCCAGUUCUUGUUAUACCGACCCUUUCUACACUAUAUCGCCGACUCUGGGCGACCGCAGCAUCAGUCUUAUGCAAUACGCUGCAAACAAGCAGCUUUUGCCAUUUUGGACCUCACGACUCGUGUGUUGGAUAACGAACCGCAGCUGUUUGGACACAUUCUGACACUGUAUGCGACCUUUUUCGCCGGACUCAUCUUGUUCUAUUGCUUGAUUCAAGAAGAGACCGAAGCUGUUGCAGGUGAUCGGGAAGCGUGCUUGAAACAGGCUGACAUUGCUAUUCGCGCCAUGGUCGUCUGUUCAUCUUGUUCAUUUGCUGCCGAGCGCUGUCUUGAGAUUCUACAGCAAAUGAAGAAACAAGUACCAGUUCAUUCUGCAAAGAAGUUGAAGCAGCGAGAGCAUGUCAACGGUAGUGGCUCAUCAGGAACUGGUUCUGGCAGAUCUAGACAGCAAAAGAGCAACAGCUCCGACUCUCUUGGCAACGGCAGUGGCCCCUCGUCCAUCCUUUCCUCGAGGUCUUCCGAGUCGUCAAAAACGACCGUCACACCUCGUGCGCAAAACGGUUCUAUUGAGCCUAGAGGCCGCGGCAACAAGAAUAAGCUGUCUCUUGCUGGCUCUAUGCCGGGUCCUGAUCCAAUGUUCAACUCAUCGGCAGCAAAAAGCACCACUAGUAAAGAACCCACAAGGCCGCCGAUGCAGUCACGGCUCAAUCCCUCCUUUUCCAACUACUCUUCCCAUCCGCAACAGCAGAUGACACAGAGUCAGCACCAAUCAAACUCUCAAGACCAGCAAGUGACGAUGGAGUACGGCGAUUCAGCAUUUGCACAGCUCGAUUAUCCUAUGGGUCAACAUGCCAUGCAAGUGAUGGGUACGCCGCAGACAUUUGACUUUGAUGGCGUGUCGGACACGUAUCAGCCAUAUCCACCUAGCAGCAACCAACUGGGCCAAGAGCAAUGGCUGCCACACAAUGUAGUCCAGAUGAGUGAUUACGCGCAACCUUGGCUGCAGUAUGAUGCACAGUCUGCACCUCAGCAGGAUAUCGGGCUACAGGGACAGCAGUGGAAUGGUCAGGAAUGGACACAGCAAGAUUAUCAGCAAGAUCAACAGGCAGACUACAUAUCUCACAAGGCCAUUCGUCAUGAGACUCAGGUGCUGAUCCAUACCGUCAUGUCGGACGAAGAUUACGAUGAGUUAUUUGGCGACGCUGCUAUUGACGAGCAUGACAUUGUGGUGAUUGACGAUGAGCCAGAUCCAGUGCGCAAGCUUGUCCAAACCACGCUCGAUGGCAGGCGCCUCGCAGAAGGAAGACCGACAACGCCGCGUCCGCGCAAGUCCCCGACGUCUGCUGGAAGUGACAUUGCAGCUCAAAAGUACGCCAAUGCGCGCUUCAGAGACCGACAAGAGCCACCAACGCACCAUAAGCUAGAUGAAAGCACGAUCGGAACAUGGGUCUUUCCCACCAACUAUGCACAGCGUGACUAUCAGUUCAAUAUGAUAUCCAAGGCCUUGUUUACGAACGUGUUGGUGGCUCUGCCUACAGGAUUGGGAAAAACAUUCAUUGCUGCCAUUGUCAUGUUCAACUGGUACAGAUGGGCACCAGAGUCGAAGAUCGUCUUCCUUGCGCCAACCAAGCCGCUUGUGGCUCAACAAAUUGAAGCUUGCUAUCAUAUUUGCGGCAUCCCCUGGCGCGAUAUUGCAGAAAUGACGGGCAGUGUACCCGCCGCAAAGCGUACCUCGGCGUACAAGGAGCGGCGAGUCUUCUUCAUGACACCACAAACAUUCCAAAACGACUUGCGCAAUGGCCUGGUGGAUGGCAGGCAAGUCAGCUGUCUCGUGAUUGAUGAGGCCCAUCACGCGACUGGCAGUUAUGCCUAUACAGAGGUCGUCGCGCAAAUCAAAGCCGUCUCUCAGAGCUUUCGUGUCCUUGCGCUGACAGCCACACCCGGUAGGACGGUCGAGGGCGUCCAAGAAGUGAUUGACAAUUUGCUCAUCUCCCAAAUCGAGAUUCGCAACGACGAGUCACUUGAUAUUCGUGCCUAUACGCACACCAAAGAUAUCGAAACCAUCUCGCUGGACCUGGAUCAUGAUAUGAUUGCUGUGCAAACCUCGUUUGCCAGUCUCGUCAAACACGAUCUUGAUCGGAUCAAGUCCAUGGGUGUUGGCUGCACGAGCGAUGCUACCAAAAUUAGUGCUUUUGGCAUUCGAGACGCAGUCAAUCGCUUUUGCAUAGCAGCCAGGGGUAAUGGCAAUAUGAAUGCCAAUGCCGUCAGAAGCAUUGGCGCAUUCGUGGCAAGUAUGGGCCAAAGCAUGACGCUGCUCAACGAACAUGGCAUGCGACCAUUCUACGAGGAAAUGAAGGAACUCAGAGCAGGUGUCAAGGGCUCUCAAAUGAAGGCGAGGGUAGUCAACUCGCGCGUGUUCAAGGAGAUGAUGGCUGAUAUUGAAGAAGCGCUGCAAGACCCCAACUACACGGGUCAUCCCAAGCUGGAUUAUUUGAAUGGUCUCAUUCUCAAUCAUUUCCAGAAAGCAGCCGAAGCCGGAGAGAUGGGUACGCGGGUCAUGGUGUUUUCCAGUCUUCGUGCAUCAACAGAAGUGAUUAUCGCAAGUCUCAAACGGCAUCAUCCGCUUGUCAAGGCAACUGGUUUUUACGGCCAGUCCAAGGGCAAAGGUGAGACUGGCAUGUCGCAAAAGGAACAACUUGCUACCAUCAAGAAGUUCAAAGAAGGCGUCUUCAAUGUGCUUGUUGCCACAUCUGUUGGCGAGGAAGGUCUGGACAUUGGUGAGAUUGACAUGAUUAUUUGUUAUGAUACAAGUUCGUCUCCUGCAAGAAUGCUCCAGCGGAUGGGUCGAACCGGUCGAAAGAGGUCUGGUCAAGUCUUUGUGUUGUGCACAAAAGGCAAGGAAGAAAUGGCAUUCGUCAAGGCCAAGGACGCACACAGGGUAAUGCAGCGCAAAAUUGAGUCUGGCAAGGACAUUAGGAUGUCUGCAAAGGUUCCUCGCAUUCUGCCAUGGAAUAUCAACCCAGUCUGCGAAAAGAGGCUGCUCGAGCUGCCGGAAGAUGACCGGCCAGAGGACCGAGAGCUCAAGACUCUUACCAAGACCAAAAAGCAGAAGAAGGUCUUUGCUAUGCCAGAAAAUGCUGAGCGUGGAUUUACGACUGCCAAGGCGCUUGCCAAGAAGAAGCCUGCUCCAUUUCGUCUGGACGAUGCCCUGAUUGAGUUGACGCCAAGCUGUGGAUUACUGGAUGCCGCUGGCGAGGAUGAGCUAGAACGUCGUUUUGGAGCCAGUCGGGCACUAGACUUCAAUGCAGGUGCAAUCCUGCAAGAGAAUGGCUGUUUUUCUGACGUCAAAUCACUCUAUAGCCUCGACACGACUGUGCGCGUACCACACAGCAAGACUCUGACGAAGCUCGUUCACAUGGUCGGACAAGAAUGGCGUCCGGCAAAGCUCAAGGCUAAAUCAGAACAAUGGAAGCGGAUUGCUAUGCAAAGCAAGCCGCUUUCAGAGUGCAUGGACGACAGUGAUGAGGGAUUUGGGAAUGACAGGUCCAGUCUCCUACAAACGAGGGAUUCUAAUGUGCAGACGAAGCGUCAAAGAAAGCAGUUGAGGAUGUCUAACACCACACGCAAGCGGAAGCAUGACAGCGACAGCGACGAACCACUCAUGUUCGUUGCCAAGAAGACGAGUGCCAGUGUCAUUUCCAAGUCACGCGCAGCUGAGAACGUGGAGCACUUGUUUAGUGAUGUUUCAGACGACGGCAUCUUGACGCGACUGACUAUCGACGAAAGUUCCCCUGAAUAUAAGAAGCCACAACGCAAAGGAGUUACCUCCAGUCAACUCGACAGAGAGUCGGACGAUGACCUGCCUGAGGUUGCAGUCAUGCUACAAGGAAAUGCAAGGGGUCGUCCUACAAAACACGCGACGCCUCUCAAACGAGUUGCACCAAAAUUGACAAGCUCAGCAGCCCGGCGACGUAUCAAAAUUGUUCAGGACGAGAGUGACGACGAAAGCGACAUUUGA